AUGUCCCUCACCAGCAAGUAUAUUCUGUCAGAACUGGGCUCGCCCGGAAAAAGUGGAAGUUUCUUCUACUUUUCGCGUGAUUACAAGUAUAUCAUCAAAACGAUCCACCAUUCGGAACAUAAACUAUUACGCAAGAUCCUUCCCGAAUACUACAAGCACGUCGAACAAAACCCGAACACCCUCAUAUCCCAAUUCUAUGGCCUCCACCGCGUUAAGAUGGCCUAUGGCCGGAAGAUCCACUUCGUCGUGAUGAACAACCUUUUUCCGCCCCAUCGGGAUAUUCACCAAACAUUCGAUCUGAAAGGAUCGACCAUCGGCCGUGACCUGCGCGAAGAUGACCUCGAAAAGAACCCCAGAGCGACCCUGAAGGACUUGAACUGGGUUCGGAGAAACCGACAACUUCAGUGCGGCCCGUCCAAACGAGAAUUCUUCCUGGCGCAGCUUCAGCGAGAUGUGGAAUUGCUGAAGCGGCUCGGAAUCAUGGAUUAUUCUCUUCUGGUGGGAAUCCACGAUGCCGAACGCGGAAACGAGGAGAGGCUCCGGGACAAGACCUUGCAAGUCUUUUCACCCGGAGGUGACCGCGAAGAAGAGGCAGCGCCCAACAUGCUAAUGCGGACACCUUCCAAAUUGGAGAGUGAGCGCAAGGCGCGCGAGUUGCGGCUGUCUCUCAAACGAGAACGCCCGGUGCCGCUAGACAGGGCCGCGGCGAAGAUGCCGGAGGAGAUCCUUGACGAACGCAAGUUCCAUGUUUUCUAUUCCGACGAUGGCGGAUUCCGCGCGACCCAUGAGAACGGUCAACCCGGAGAGGAGAUCUACUACCUUGGGAUCAUUGAUUGCCUGACCCACGUGAGUUUGACCACUGUUCUGAAAUUUGAGCCUCAAUUGCUGAUCCCAUCUUCCGCUGCUCUAGUAUGGAACCGUGAAAAAAUUGGAACAUUUCUUCAAGGGGCUCUCCAAUGA
Messenger RNA from Aspergillus melleus, 960 nucleotides. RefSeq names its product 1-phosphatidylinositol-4-phosphate 5-kinase. Bases 1 to 960 code for a protein of 319 amino acids. Lineage: Eukaryota; Fungi; Ascomycota; Eurotiomycetes; Eurotiales; Aspergillaceae. Gene Ontology annotation, biological process: phosphatidylinositol metabolic process. Gene Ontology annotation, molecular function: phosphatidylinositol kinase activity. The record is from RefSeq and is a predicted model, not a curated record. The transcript has a single exon.